Messenger RNA from Linnemannia hyalina, 2286 nucleotides. Lineage: Eukaryota; Fungi; Mortierellomycota; Mortierellomycetes; Mortierellales; Mortierellaceae. The record is from the annotation of a GenBank genome assembly.
AUGGUUCCCCCUGACUCCCCACAGAGCUCCAAGCCCAGCCGUCCGACUUCACUCACCACAUACCUCGCAAAUUUUCCGGGCAAGUGCAGCCCAUCUCGCUACAAGUCGCUCUACUCGGAAUUCGACAAGCUCAAGGAGACCAACCCUUUCGGAUACGAGGCCAACGUUGGUUGGUGGCAGACAGCCAUCCUUGGAGCGGCACGAAACGGACUCUUAUCUGCCUACCUUCCCCAUGACGACUCAUUCCUCUACACGAUAUCACCUUAUACACAUAAUUCCGGGCAAGCAGACAGCGGCGGUGGAACUUCUAGAGCCAAACCACGGUAUGAGCCCACAGGGGCCGCUAUCGGAAUCUUGGAGCUAGAGCUGGACCACCUUGCAACAAAGUUUUACAGGAGAGAUGAAAAGCGACCUCAAUCUCUUCCGACAGUCCUAAGCGAGAUGACCAGGAUGGGUGUUAUCAUACCACGAUCCGAGUUUCUACCUUGGGCUGGUGUGGGCUGGACAGGGUGGAUAUUUCACAAGGUCGUCAAGGCACCCCUGCUCUGGAGUCUCAAGCAAUUGAGUCUGUCAGAUUCCAACACCCCGCCGCCGGGAUAUUCGGCAUCCCCUACACUGGCCUCUACAGGGGUAGCAUCCAAUGGAAAUCUAGGCCUAGGCAGAAUAGGGGCUAGUUCUGGGGGAGCUAAUUCAGGAUUGGGAUUGGGGUUGACACCCUCGAGCUCACCCUCAACCGGAUAUCGGGACACAUUUGUGAUCAUUUCCUUUGUUCAGGAGGCCGCUGCGCGCAUCCACAAGAUCCAACAAGAGUCCGUCAACUAUCCCGCCUCCGACAACCUAAUGACCUUUGCUGACUUUCGACAAAAGUUUUCAAGGACGGCAUUACUGCCUCUCCGAACCAGGAGUUCAUUGUCAAAUGAUGGGGCUGUCGCAGGCGCCGGACCAACGAUUGUUUUGACGGACAGGGAUCUCGAGAUAUUGAUUCGCUACAUGCAAUAUGAGCUGAAGGUGCUUGUUACCGGGAAGUUGGACGAGAGCAAGCAGGCCAACGAACUCCAGGAUCACGAGCUGGUUAUCAAGUUUGCCAACAAGGAGACCAUUCGGGACAAGGCAAAGCAGGAGAUUACGAAAACAGACCGCGGCAUCAUUGAGCUACGCGAGACUAUUGGGCGGCUUGAGAAGCAGGUUCAGGACAUUGAGGAUCGUAUUGCCGAGUUAACAGAGAAAGCAAAGGCGUGUCUCAAGAAGAGCCAGCGUUCACAAGCUACAUAUGCCUUGCGUCAACGAAAGCAUCUUGACGAAGUGCUUAACAAACGGCUCAAGUCUAUCGACACGAUUUCGUCCAUCUUUUUCAGGAUUCAGUCGUCAGAAACGGAUGCAGAGCUCCUUCAAUCCUACAAACUGGGCGCCAACACUCUUGCCUCUGUCAUGGCGACCAAGGAUGAGAACGGUCAGGAAAUGCUGACCAGGGACAAUGUGGACGCUACGAUGGACCGCUUGGCUGAUGUGUUUGCAGAUCAGCAGGAGGUGGAUCAGGCAAUGAACGAUGGCGCGAGCUUGCUGAUAGAGACUACCCACACUGGCGAUGACGACGAAGAUGCGCUGAUGGCUGAGCUGGAAGCAAUGGCAGAGGCAGAGUCGACAUCUAUAUACGCCCCUUCGACUGUCAAGGCAACGUCGCCUCCGAAGAAGCACGCCAGCCCCGAGAGACCUUUGGCAAUCAAAAAAACGACUCCACCACUACCAACCGACCCUUUUGUUUCACAGUCCUACGGUCCUACACCAACAACCCCAGGAAAACGUGUCGCCGAGAUACCCGUACAGGCCUAUGUCAAGCAGAGAAAGGUCAGCCAGGCGACAAUCCACCCACCACAAUUGAUAGGCGAGGGGCGUCAGGCGGGCGACAUGUCGAGCAGCUUGGUAUCUCCACAUGAGGCAUCAGAGCAGGCGCAACCCAUGGCCACGGAUUCUUUACCAGAUAUGCACACUACCGCGCCAAUGGAUACUGAAAGAACCGUUUCGGAGCCAACGGGACAGGAGAUCAAGAGCCAAUCAAAGCAGAGUUCUUGUGAGGAUGAGAUAGAGGACGACGCAUCGAACCAGGAAAACUUGAUGAAUGAGCUUCAGGAUAUCCAUGUACCAGAAGACGACAUUCCUAUGAAGUCCGCUUCACACAGGGACGAGUCUGUAGAACUCUCAGGAAGCGAAACUGAAGAUACUGUGGAGGAGGAGAAGAAGAGGGCGAACACGACACGUAAGGAGACCAAGAUGAUGGAGCAUGCAUGA